AUGAGUUACAGCUUUGAUGAUGUACAUCAUAUGAUGGAUAAAACCUCAGCUCGUAUUCAAGCAAAACGAUGGGUGAGGUUUUGUGGACCGCGUCAACCUGAACGUCGUAUUAAAUCCAAAUGGCUGCAGUAUAAUGGGAUUCAGCCGUCUUCUUCUGGUGAGAUUGACCUUACAUUUCUUAUUCCUACACUUUCACGCGAAAUGAAAGUCUCCUCAGCAAUGGUAUAUCAGGAGAUAGCUCGAAAUCCGAUUACUCUUCCUAUCUACAAUAUAGGCCUCGGAUAA
Protopolystoma xenopodis is the source of this 285-nucleotide messenger RNA. NCBI's taxonomy places the organism in Eukaryota, Metazoa, Platyhelminthes, Monogenea, Polystomatidea, Polystomatidae. The record is from the annotation of a GenBank genome assembly.